AUGGACGUAUCGAAGGAGGCACAAACCAAACCGCUUUCUACCUUGUCUUCGUUUAGUUACAUCCCACCACGAAGAAAGGAAACAAAAGAAACGUCGUUCUUUAACAAAGUCUCAGAGGUCCCAGAAGUCUCCAUGUACGACCGAGUGUUCCACCAGGCUGAGGGUUACGACAUGAGACUGCGUCGAGAUGACAGAAAACACGAUAAAGGAAGAGGACUAGAAAUAAACAAAGAGGAGAAGUCCCGAGCAGUUCCCGUGUGCUCCUCUUCAGAAUACGGCCGUCGUCCUGUACCCGCCAUCUACCAACCGGGCCGGCAGCACUCACGUGUGGCUUGCAUACAAGCUGAAUUUUUCAUGAAAAAUGGGAUCAUCUGGAAUGUGGAGGAAGGAUAUGGAUCUGUGGCCCCUAUCUGA
Chelmon rostratus (copperband butterflyfish) is the source of this 414-nucleotide messenger RNA. It is a transcript of the gene cfap90, whose product is annotated as chromosome 16 C5orf49 homolog. The transcript has 3 exons. Bases 1 to 414 code for a protein of 137 amino acids. The record is from RefSeq and is a predicted model, not a curated record. Lineage: Eukaryota; Metazoa; Chordata; Actinopteri; Chaetodontiformes; Chaetodontidae.